CCAAAGCAACCACGGACUGAUCCGGCCAUCAUACUUCUUUCAAUUCCCGCGCAUGGAGAAUUAGGGUUUAAGGGUCAGCUCUGACUCUGAGCUACUUCCUUCUUCACCGUGACCGACACUGCGAAGCUUCAAGCCCGGAGCUACCAUGGAGGACGAAAUGGAUGCGUCGCCCAGCUAUUUCGACCCAGAGGAUCUCACAAUUAGGGAGCAGUUUCGACGAUACGGGAGAGGGCAGUCGUCGAAUUCCAACAUAUCGCCCCAGAAACGUUCGGGGUCGAUGGCAAGGCAGGGUAGCUUGCUGUACGAUGGACCACACAUCCACAGCCCGACAAAUGCCGCGCUUCUUCUUGAAGACAUUAAGCAGGAAGCCUUGGGCUUCGAUGCUGAUUACGCAGAGCGAACGCCUGCGAGGACCCAGUCUUCUUCCAAGAGAAGAUACUCCAUCGAGGGUCAUGGGAAGUUGGAGGCCGAGACGGGUUUUGUUUCGGUCCGAAGAGCUGGAAGUUAUUCGCUGAAGGCUUGUAAGCAGGAGGAUGAGUCGUCAUCGGACAGUGGAGAGAUGACAUUCUCUUUAUUUGCUUCUCUGCUGGAUUCUGCUAUUCAAGGGCUGAUGUCUAUACCUGAUCUAAUACUACGAUUUGAGUCAUCUUGUAGAAAUGUUUCAGAGUCAAUCAGGUAUGGUUCCAAUAUGAAGCAUCGCAUUGUGGAGGACAAGCUAAUGAGACAAAAGGCUCAAUUCUUGCUUGAUGAGGCUGCUUCGUGGUCUCUCCUGUGGUAUCUAUAUGGAAAAGGGAAUGAAGACAUUCCAAAAGAUAUAUAUUUGUAUCCAACUACAUCGCAUUUGGAGGCUUGUCAGUUUGUUUCAAAUGACCAUACGGCACAGUUGUGCCUCCGGGUUGUUCAGUGGUUAGAGGGACUAGCUUCCAAAGCACUUGAUUUGGAAAGCAAGGUGCGAGGAUCUCAUGUUGGAACCUAUCUUCCCAGCUCUGGAAUCUGGCAUCACACACAGAGGUUUCUUAAGAAGGGUCGUUCUGAUACAGACACUGUUCGUCACUUGGAUUUUGAUGCUCCAACACGUGAACAUGCGCAUCAGCUGCCUGAUGACAAAAAACAAGAUAAUUUGCUAUUGGAAGAUGUGUGGACUUUAUUAAGGGCUGGGAGACUCGAUGAGGCUUGUGACAUUUGUCGGUCUGCUGGACAGCCAUGGAGAGCGGCAACUCUUCGUCCAUUUGGAGGGUUGGAUCUAUUUCCUUCAUGUGAAGCCCUGGUAAAGAAUGGAAAAAAUCGGACUCUUCAAGCAAUUGAGUUGGAAAAUGGCAUUGGACACCAGUGGCGCCUCUGGAAAUGGGCAUCCUACUGCGCAUCAGAAAGGAUUGCUGAGAAAGAUGGUUGCAAAUACGAAGCUGCUGUAUAUGCAGCACAAUGUAGCAAUUUGAGGUGCUUGCUUCCAAUAUGUACAGACUGGGAGUCUGCUUGCUGGGCAAUGGCCAAGUCCUGGCUUGAUGUUCUGGUGGACAUGGAACUCGCUCGCUUGCAGCCUGGUGGAAUGGCUCAUUCAAAGAGUUAUGGAGAUGAUGUUGAUGGCAGUCCUGAACAAAUUGAGGGCACAUCUCAGUCUUCAUCGGGGCCUGAAAAUUGGCCGCUGCAAGUUCUUAACCAGCAGCCACGACAUCUUUCUGCUCUUCUUCAGAAACUUCAUUCAGGUGAUGCUGUCCACGAGGCCGUUAUGCGAGGAUGCAAAGAGCAGCAAAGGCAAAUUGAGAUGAAACUUAUGGAAGGGAAUAUACCACAGUUGCUGGAUCUUAUCUGGUCAUGGAUAGCACCUUCAGAAGAUGAUCAAAAUGUCUUCAGGCCACAUGGGGAUCCUCAGAUGAUUAGGUUUGGAGCUCAUUUAGUACUUGUGCUAAGAUAUCUGCUUGCUGAUGAAGUUAAGGAUGCCUUCAAGGAGAAGAUUAUGACAGUUGGUGAUUUCAUUCUUCACAUGUAUGCGAUGUUUCUGUUCUCAAAACAGCAUGAGGAAUUGGUUGGGAUUUAUGCUUCUCAGCUUGCUCGUCACCGAUGCAUUGAACUCUUUGCCCACAUGAUGGAACUUAGGGUGAACAGCAGUGUACAUGUCAAGUAUAAGAUCUUCCUUUCUGCUAUAGAGUACUUGCCAUUUUCUCCUAGCGAUGAUUCAAAGGGAAGUUUCGAAGAAAUAAUUGAGAGGGUUCUGUCAAGUUCAAGAGAAACCAAAGUUAGAAAGUAUGAUAAUACAUUGGACAUUGCUGAGCAGCAUCGCCUUCAAAGCCUUCAAAAGGCUAUGGUUAUUCAGUGGCUCUGCUUCACACCACCUUCCACCAUUGCAGACGUUAAGGUUAUUAGUGUCAAGCUGCUGCUUCGUGCUCUAAUGCAUAGCAAUAUACUGUUCAGGGAAUUCGCUUUGAUUUCCCUUUGGAGAGUGCCUGCAAUGCCCAUAGGUGCUCACAAGUUACUUAGCUUCCUUGCUGAACCUCUGAAGCAGCUGUCGGAGAAUCUUGAUGCUCUUGAAAAUUAUGAUAUCUCGGAGGAUUUAAGUGAAUUCCAAGACUGGAGUGAGUACUACUCCUGUGAUGCAACUUACCGUAAAUGGCUCAAAAUCGAACAAGAGAAUGCAGAAGUUUCUGCAGUAGAACUCUCACAGGAGGAGAAGGAAAAAGCUUCUGCUGCAGCUAGAGAAAACCUACAGUCAGCACGUUCAUUACUACUGAGGAAAGAAAAUCCCUGGUUGACUUCUCAUGAAGAAAACGUGUAUGAGGCAGUGGAACCUAUUUACCUUGAGUUGCACGCAUCUGCAUUGCUCUGCCUUCCAUCUGGUGAAUGUAUGUGUCCAGAUGCCACAAUUUGUGCUACGCUGAUGAGUGCACUUUACUCUUCAGUGAGUGAGGAAGUGGUGUUAGGUCGGCAAUUGAUGGUGAAUGUUGCUAUCUCAUCCAAGGAUAAGUACUGCAUUGAGGUUGUCCUAAGGUGCUUGGCCAUCGAAGGUGACGGGUUGGGACUCCAUGUACUUAAUGAUGGUGGCAUACUUGCUAGUAUGGUGGCAGCUGGCUUCAAGGGUGAGCUUGCUCGAUUUCAGAUUGGAGUCACCAUGGAAAUCUCCCGAUUAGAUGCUUGGUAUUCAAAUAAAGAUGGUUCUUUGGACGGCCCAGCAUCAUACAUCGUCCGGGGCCUGUGUCGUAGGUGUUGUCUACCAGAAGUCAUUCUGCGAUGCAUGCAGGUCUUGGUGUCUGUUGUGGAGUCUGGUGGCCUUCCCGAAAGCCAUGACGAUCUGAUUGAACUGAUCACUUCACCUGAAACAGGGCUACUUCAUCUGUUUAGUCAGCAACAGUUGCAGGAAUUUUUGUUCUUAGAGAGGGAAUACUCCAUAUGCAGCAUGGAGCAACGGCAAGUUGAUGAAUAGGCCUAUUGUAAAUUUAACCUGAUCGGCUCUUCUUCUUUUUUUAAACUUCGUAAAGCAUGAGGCGAGGAGCCAAAAAAGAGAAAAUGAAGGUCGUUUUGGAAGUCUAA
This is a messenger RNA of Syzygium oleosum, 3522 nucleotides long. Its product is annotated as nuclear pore complex protein NUP107. The coding region runs from base 146 to 3415 and encodes 1089 amino acids. Gene Ontology annotation, biological process: post-transcriptional tethering of RNA polymerase II gene DNA at nuclear periphery; regulation of DNA-templated transcription; protein import into nucleus. Lineage: Eukaryota; Viridiplantae; Streptophyta; Magnoliopsida; Myrtales; Myrtaceae. Gene Ontology annotation, cellular component: nuclear pore; nuclear pore outer ring. The record is from RefSeq and is a predicted model, not a curated record. The transcript has 24 exons. Gene Ontology annotation, molecular function: structural constituent of nuclear pore.